UUUUUUUCUUUACACGCUUUCUUUUUGCAUUUUACGUCUGUUCAGACAGGACAGGCGAUCGGUUCUACUCGUGCUACCGUGGAUGGCACAGUUCGCACCCAGCUCAUUGCCCACGACAAAGAAGUGUUCGAUAUUUCAUUUAGCAGGGCAAGCCGGGAUAUGUUUGCAAGUGUUGGUCAGUGGAAAUAUUCUAUCUUCAAUAAGAUGAAGAGAAAAACUUUGCCUAAUCAGCGUUUUUAUGUAUCUGUACAUCACCAUACCUUUGCAUUUACUUCAUUCGAGUCCUUAUUUUUGAAUUUUGGUGCAGGUGCUGAUGGUAGUGUCCGCUUGUUUGAUCUUCGGCAUUUGGAACAUUCGACGAUAAUUUACGAGGAUCCUCAGCGAACGCCGUUAUUGAGAUUAGCGUGGAAUCGGAACGAUAACAACUACAUAGCUACCUUUGCCUGUGAAAGCAACGAGGUGAUCAUCUUGGACAUGCGCAUUCCAUGUCAUCCUGUAGCAAGACUAGCAAAUCACCGUGCUCCAGUGAAUGGAAUCUCAUGGGCACCUCACUCAAGUACUCAUAUUUGUACAGCAGCCGACGAUGCCCAAGCUCUGAUAUGGGACGUGCACGAAAUACCCCGUCCAAUCCUGGAUCCCAUUUUGGCAUAUCAAGCAGCUGGAGAGGUCGGUUGUAUUUAA
Molecule: messenger RNA, 681 nt
Organism: Strongylus vulgaris
Lineage: Eukaryota; Metazoa; Nematoda; Chromadorea; Rhabditida; Strongylidae
Source: the annotation of a GenBank genome assembly